Molecule: messenger RNA, 417 nt
Organism: Arctia plantaginis
Lineage: Eukaryota; Metazoa; Arthropoda; Insecta; Lepidoptera; Erebidae
Source: the annotation of a GenBank genome assembly
AUGUUGCAAUGUUUAUUAUUACUGCAUGCAACUCCUCGUAAGAAACUAGGCAUGGGCAAAGAAAAAAUACAAUUAUGUGAUAUCGUUAUUAUGGAGGCAGAGCUGAGCACCUGGACUGCUUUCCUGCAGCGCGCUGUCGAAGCCACGUACAACACUGAGGUCGUCAUUGACAACUUGCACAAUAUGAUUGCUGAGCAGCGGCGCUGCGUGCGGGAGGUGUCUUCUAGCACCGUGUUCACGUCCCUGUGCGCUGACGGAGACGCCCGCCCGGCCGCCGGCGAGCGCGAGGCCGAGGCCGACGGUGAGGCCGAAGCCGCAGCGACGCCCGCCAGCUCGAGCGUGAGUACCAGUGUCACGUCUCCGCUGGACCGGCGGGCUCCGUCGCUGGCCUGCAGCACGCCCAUCGCGCGCGACUAG